AUGGCAUCCGCAGAAUCACCAAUCAAUGCCAACCACAUUGACGACGCUGGCCUUGCCGAUGGCAUGAACCAACUCAACGUGGGUGAUGGAAGAGACGAGCAACCCAAGACCGAGGAAGAAUACGCGCAGUCACAGCUUACCCUCCGGGCCAUUGUCUCUACCAAGGAAGCCGGUGUUAUCAUCGGCAAAGCAGGCAAGAACGUUGCUGACCUACGCGAUGAGACCGGUGUCAAAGCUGGCGUCAGCAAGGUCGUCCAAGGUGUUCAUGACCGUGUUCUCACCGUCACCGGACCCCUCGCUGGUAUUGCAAAGGCCUACUCUCUCGUUGCCAAAGGCCUCUUGGAGGGUGCACCUCAAAUGGGCAUGGGUGGUGUCAUUCAAAACAAUGGAACUCACCCCAUCCGUUUGUUGAUCUCCCACAACCAAAUGGGUACCAUCAUUGGUCGUCAAGGUCUCAAGAUCAAGCACAUCCAGGACGUCUCUGGUGUGCGGAUGGUUGCCCAAAAGGAAAUGCUACCCCAAUCCACUGAGCGUAUCGUCGAAGUUCAGGGCACGCCAGAGGGCAUCGACAAAGCCAUCUGGGAGAUCGGAAAGUGUCUAGUCGAUGACUGGCAACGUGGCACCGGCACCGUUCUAUACAACCCUGCGGUCAGAGUGCAAGUCGGCUCGGGCCCUCUACCUCCUGCUGUCGGUGCUGGAACUGGCGGCGUUGGCACUGCUGCAGCACCCGCUGGUGGUAGUUACGGCGGUGGUCGAUCAUUCAAUCGGACUGGCAAUGGUGCUGAUUUUAGCGAGACCAGAGCCUACAACCGUGGCAAUGAUGCUCCCCGUGGUGGAGGAAUUCCCGCCGUGACUGAAGAUGGUGAAGAGGUCCAGACCCAGAACAUCAGCAUCCCUGCCGAUAUGGUCGGCUGCAUCAUUGGACGAGGAGGAUCCAAGAUCAGUGAAAUUCGAAAGAGCUCCGGUGCAAGAAUCUCCAUCGCCAAGGCGCCUCAUGAUGACACGGGUGAAAGAAUGUUCACCAUCAUGGGCAGCGCCAGUGCCAACGAGAAAGCCUUGUACCUCUUGUACGAGAACUUGGAAGCCGAGAAAGGUCGUCGACAGCAGAUUUCGAUGGAAUGA
Messenger RNA from Exophiala bonariae, 1122 nucleotides. RefSeq lists its product as uncharacterized. The transcript has 2 exons. NCBI's taxonomy places the organism in Eukaryota, Fungi, Ascomycota, Eurotiomycetes, Chaetothyriales, Herpotrichiellaceae. The record is from RefSeq and is a predicted model, not a curated record. Gene Ontology annotation, molecular function: mRNA 3'-UTR AU-rich region binding. Bases 1 to 1122 code for a protein of 373 amino acids. Gene Ontology annotation, biological process: 3'-UTR-mediated mRNA stabilization. Gene Ontology annotation, cellular component: cytoplasm; nucleus.